ACAGGCCAUCUAAAUCAUCCACUGAACUAAGAAGCAUCUCCACAGCAGGAGGGAAUAGAGAAAAUAAGAGAAGGAAGGCAAGAGAGGGAAAGAGAGAGAGAGGGAUGAAGACAGCAGUGCUUGGACAAGAGAAAGAGAGAAAAGAGAGUGCUUGUGCGUCAGAUAGGCAGUGAGACUUGGCCUCGUUAAAGCCGUCUAACACAGAUGUCAGAGGGGUUGUUUGCAGAGGUCAGUGUUUAAGUGAGGAUCUCCACAGCGCUGCCAGGCUAAAACUCACACCGCUGAUGAAGCUCCGCCCCUCCACCAGUGCCAGUGCUCUUCUGUGAGGAGUGAGGCUCUGUUGCCGUGGACACGAGUCAUGCCCGCCCCUCUCACACGCCUCCUCUUUGCUGCCAUCUGGUGGGCGACCGUGUGCAUGAGAGCCUCUGCGCUGCCAACAAACAACACUUUCCUGUUGAGUCUGCCGGAGGCUGUGUUUGGACUAGGUGCCGAGCGAGAGGGAACACUGCAGGCUGGUCAAGGCGUAGAGAACGUCCCACGUGGUUACGGCGGCGUUGCGGUGGCCGAGGGAGGUGAUGUCAUUGUGCCCCACGUGCGGCGCCGGAGGGCCAUAUCCAGCCGUGACAUGACCGCCCUACUAGACUACCACAACCGAGUGCGUUCGCAAGUCUCCCCACCCGCAGCCAACAUGGAGAUCAUGGUCUGGGAUGAGCGGUUGGCCAGGUCGGCCGAGUCUUGGGCAUCUCGCUGCAUCUGGGAUCACGGGCCUUCCCAUGUCAUGAAACACACAGGCCAGAACCUGUCAAUCAACUCUGGCAGGUAUCGCUCCGUCAUUGAUCUGGUGCGUUCCUGGCAUGAUGAGAGGCAUGCCUUCUCCUACCCGACCGGCUGCAGCGGCGCUGUCUGCUCACACUACACACAGAUGGUGUGGGCCAGCACCAACAGGAUGGGCUGUGCCAUCCACAAAUGCUACAACAUGUAUGUAUUUGGCAGCACCUGGAAACAAGCUGACUUUUUAGUCUGUAACUACUCCAUAAAAGGGAACUGGGUGGGGGAGGCGCCGUACAAGCGAGGCAAGCCUUGCUCCGCCUGUCCGUCCAGCUACGGGGGGUCAUGCUCUAGGAACCAGUGUUCUGGCCGCUCCUCGCGGCGCGCCCAAUCAUCACGCUCCACCACGUUGUCGCGCUCCUCCUACUCCAGAGUCAAAAAAUUUAAGAGGUGGUACUAGCGGAAGCCAUCAGUGAGCCCACAGCUCACAGAUUAGCCAGUAUCUUUGGAAUUCAGAGCAAAUAUGUUUUUGUGAAGCAACACCACUUUUGUCUAUUUAAUUGUCAAUAAUAUUAUGUCAUAAUCCUAAUUCAAUCCUAAAAUAAAAUCAACCAGAGUCCCUUUUACCAAUAUAAUUCCCUGAACAUAAUGGCCCUCUGAUAGACUUUUAUAUCAGUCUUUUUUAUUGCUGAACCAUUGUCUCUCUACAAUGACAUGAACUUUGAGUGUGUGAAUGAAUAUACGUAUGGGUGUGUGUGCACACAAGUUAGUAUGUUUAGUUAGUAUGUAAGACAUACUAGUUAGUAGUAAGACAUACUCUACAGAGCGCCAUCGUCUUUGGCUUAGAAGGCUGCAUGGUUGUGUUGGGACCUAUGUAUUUUGUGGAUGGACUUGAAAAAGUGUUUCUUUGUGUGUUGGUGCGUGUACUUGUAUGCAUUUACAUGAAUACAUGAGUGUGUACAUGUUUAAAGUUGCCCCUAAACUGUUUGCACUGUUUUGGUUUGUUAUUUUUGACUUCAGAGGUAAUUUUGUAAAGAUGUUGUCUCUCUACAAUGAAGCACUUUUAUUUUUUUACAUGAAGGUAGACCAUGUUCUGUAGAGUGUGCCUGUAUAUGUAUGUUAUUGUAUUAAUGUGUUGCCAGGCUACUAUCUUUUUAAAAUGUGUGUCUUUUUCGAUUGUCCCUGCCAUGCAGAGAUCAUGCAGCCUCUGUCCACAUCUCCACACUAAUAAACCCCCUAUUGAGGCCUAAUUAUUGGGUUGACCUAAAAUGUACCUGCUAUUAACUGUCACACCAGACACACACACAC
Alosa sapidissima (American shad) is the source of this 2076-nucleotide messenger RNA. It is a transcript of the gene r3hdml, whose product is annotated as R3H domain containing-like. The transcript is spliced from 6 exons. Bases 359 to 1228 code for a protein of 289 amino acids. The record is from RefSeq and is a predicted model, not a curated record. NCBI's taxonomy places the organism in Eukaryota, Metazoa, Chordata, Actinopteri, Clupeiformes, Clupeidae.